AUGAUAUCAUCCAACCCUGGAGCAAGUGAAGCCAUGCCCAAUCCAUACCCACAAAACAGAUACACAGCUCCCGGGUCUCCAGGGUUGAUAAACCUAGGGAACCAAGUUCAGAGAGGCCAAGUUCCAUUCAUCACAACUACAGGAAUCAUGUUUGCAAAUCAGCAGGGUCAAGGAAACACACAAGAGAUAAACCCAGCAGCAGCACAAGGAACAAAAAAGUUUAAAGAAGAAGCAAAAGCACUGGGGUUCAUAAUCUCUGGCUCACUCUCUGUAGCAGCAUCCAAGCAACUUUCCAGUUGUCUGCUGAAAGGCACCCUGGGGAUGAACAUUGUCAGUGCUAUCUUUGCCAUCCCUGGAGUGAUUAUGCUGCUGGUAGAUGUGUUCAUCAAUGGCAUGCCUCAACAAACCUACUGGGCAUUGACCGCUGGGAAGGGAAUUUCAAGCAUGCUGUUAAUUCUCUCCCUCUUGGUGUUCUGCAUAAAUUGUGUCACAGCCCACUUUGCAAGAAGAGCAAUCAGUGCCACCAGAAGGCUCGUCAUGAUUGUUCCAGCUGUGUAUGCAGUCAACUUUAUGGCACCAGGGUCUUCCUCAGCUCCUCCCAGAACUGAUGGCUACCCAGCUUACUCCAAUAACUAUUAA
Ochotona curzoniae (black-lipped pika) is the source of this 639-nucleotide messenger RNA. RefSeq names its product membrane-spanning 4-domains subfamily A member 12-like. Lineage: Eukaryota; Metazoa; Chordata; Mammalia; Lagomorpha; Ochotonidae. Gene Ontology annotation, biological process: cell surface receptor signaling pathway. Bases 1 to 639 code for a protein of 212 amino acids. The record is from RefSeq and is a predicted model, not a curated record. The transcript has 5 exons. Gene Ontology annotation, cellular component: plasma membrane.